GGACUAUGCUGUCCACUUGUUUCCACCGCUGGACCAACCGCUCCACGUGCAACAAUCUACCGCAUGCACGGUUUGAUCACCAUCGGCAACCGAUUCGGCAGCUUCGCCGCCAUCUAUCGCCGGGGAUUCAUCGUCGUGGUCAAGACUUGAGAUGCUCGACCCAUUGACGUUCACGGACUUAGUGGAUGCCCGUUCCCCCGACCGGACGAUUGCCGAAACCACAUUGCAAUGUGCUCAUGGCACAACUGCGAGAUUACUUGCACACUGCAGUACCGACUCCGUUGAUGGACGCCGGAGUAGAGGUUGUCGACCUUCACGUCUACAUUGCGAAGAUCGACCACGAGUUCAAGACGCAACUGUACGAUGACAUCGACGCACCAUUGCUAUAUGUACGCAUUCAGAUCGGAGAAGUGACAUGCAGCGCGUUGAUCGAUUGUGGAGCAGCUCGCAACUACAUCAGCCAGGACUUCAUGGUGCGCGCCGGCCUUGGCCCACGCGUCCGGAGGAAGCCCCAACCUACGCAAGUCACAUUGGCGGACGGUCACACGCACAAGUCAAUCAACCGGUGCAUUGACAGCGUCCCAGUGUACUUUGCCGCUCACGCAAGUGAGGCGGUGUCCUUUGACAUUCUGGACACCAAAUUCGACAUGAUCUUGGGCAUGUCAUGGCUGCGAAGCAAAGAUCACCCGGUGAACUUCUGCAACCGCACCGUUCACGUUCGCCCGCACGGAGUAGUACCGGAUCGACCCAUCCGCCACGAGAUCAUCCUCGAGGACGGGGCCGUACCUCCGCGCGGUUGCAUCUACCAAAUGGGCGAGGAAGAGUUAAGUGUGCUUCGGGCACAACUUGACGACCUUCUGGAGAAAGGCUGGAUUCGGCCUAGCUCAUCGCCAUACGGUGCUCCUGUUCUCUUCGUCCGGAAGAAGAACAAGGACCUGCGGUUGUGCAUUGAUUAUCACAAGCUCAACGCGCAGACAAUCAGGAACGCCGACCCUCUCCCACGCAUCGACGACCUUCUUGAGCGACUGGGCGGCGCCAAGUUUUUCUCCAAGCUGGACCUCAAGUCGAGAUAUCACCAACUCGAGAUUCGCAAGCAGGACCGUUACAAGACCGCGUUUAAGACGCGAUAUGGGCAUUUCGAAUGGCUGGUCAUGCCAUUUGGCCUUACGAAUGCCCUGGCCACUUUCCAAGCGGCUAUGACAACGGAGUUCCGACACAUGCUGGAUCGAUACGUACUUAUCUAUCUCGACGACAUCCUGGUGUACAGCCGGAGUUUGGAGAAGCAUGUGGAACACCUGCGCACCGUUUUGGAGCGGCUACGACAGGCCAAGUACAAAGCAAACCGCGACAAGUGCGAGUUCGCACGGCAGGAGCUGGAGUACUUGGGACAUUUUGUGACUCCGCAAGGCAUCCGUCUGCUUGCGGACAAGAUCGAGGCCCUACGAGUAUGGCCUGAGCCCACCAACACCACGGACGUUCGGUCAUUCAUGGGAUCGGCGGGCUACUAUCAGCGAUUCAUCACCGGAUACUCAAGGAUUGUUGCACCUAUGACGAAGUUACAGUCGCCAAAGGUGCCAUUCGUAUUCGAUGACGACGCACGCCGGUCGUUCCAAGCACUUAAGACGACCAUGCUUAUGGCACCCGUCUUCAGCAUCUAUGACCCCACCUUGCCGAAGAGAGUGACUACGGACGCUUCCGGCUAUGGCAUUGGGGCAGUCUUGGAACAGCACGACGGCGACGACUGGCACCCUGUGGAGUAUUUCAGCCACAAAGUGCCUCCCAUCAACUCACUUGAUGAUGCAAGGAAGAAGGAGCUCCUCGCGUUCGUCAUGGCUCUCAAGCGAUGGCGGCACUUCCUUCUUGGGCGUCGUAGGUUCACAUGGGUCACAGACAACAAUCCAUUGACCUACUACAAGACGCAGGAUACGGUGAGCAGCACGAUUGGACGAUGGAUGUACUUCAUCGACCAGUUUGACUUCACACCGAAACAUCUACUCGGCCUCUCAAAUCGCGCAGGAGAUGCACUCUCGCGAAGACCAGAUCUUUGCGCUAUGACACAUCAUGCCUUCGCAUUCGACGAGGAGUUUCAGCGACACUUCAUCCGGGCAUAUGAGUCUGAUCCGGACUUCGCCACGCUGUACGCACAACCUUCGGAUCACCCGCCGGCCAGCCACUAUCGCAUUGCCGACGAAUACUUGCUCCUCCACUCAAGAGGCAAGGACUUAUUGUGUGUCCCAUGCGACCGUCGUCUUCGGACUCGCCUCCUCAUCGAGUAUCAUGAUUCACGACUCGCCGGCCAUUUCGGAGUCAACCGCACUAUUGCACGGCUUCGACAGCGAUUCCGAUGGCCCGACCUCAUUACCGAUGUCACUCGGUAUUGCGACUCGUGCGAAGUUUGCCGACGCAGCAAACCCCGCAACCGCAAUCCCUAUGGCGAGUUACACCCAAUGCCUAUCCCACGGGAACCCGGUCUCUCCAUUGCCAUGGACGUCACCGGUCCGUUUCCUCGCGACCGGCUCGGGCACGACGGCAUCCUCACGGUUVUGGACCGAUUGAGUAAGUACGCGCGUUUUCUCCCUUGCAAGUACUACUCCACGGCUCCCGAGCUGGCACGCCUCCUGCACACUGGUUGGAUUUGUGGCCACGGUGUACCWGAAGACAUUGUCAGCGACCGCGACACUCGUUUCAUGUCGGCGUUUUGUACUGCUCUCAUGCAGGAGUCCGGCACAACAAUGAAACCAAGUUCGGCUCGGCAUCCUCAGACAGACGGGCAGACGGAGCGGGCACAUCAAACCGCUCAAAUGAUGCUUCGUACGCUCAUCCGUCCGGACCAGAAAGAUUGGGUUGACCGCCUCCCCGACAUCGAGUUCGCCUACAACACUUCGGUGCACCCGACGAUCGGCGUGACUCCAUUCGAGUUGCACCACGGUGGACGGAAAGGCCGUAUCUUCCUCGACCUUCUCCUCCCUCGACCAGCCGACAUUGACGCUGCCUGCUCUCCCGCUUCCGUCCGGAAGUACAGGGAAUUGCUGACUCAAGCCUGUGCAAAUAUGCAAAAGGCUCAAGUUCGCAUGCAGCAGCAAGCCAACAGGCGUCGCGUACCAUGUCCCAUUCACGCCAGUGAUCUGGUUUGGGUCUCCGCGGAAGAGUUUGCACUGGAACAGGAUGUUUCACGCAAACUGCUUCCCAAUGGACAGAAGGGUCUUUAGGUGUCAAGGUGGGAGCAGAAAAUGAUGGUGAUAGAGGUGGCAAGUGUAGUUGCUGGAUAGCGCUGCUUAUCCAACAUCUCACUGCAUGUGUAGCAAAAAGUUCCGGAACUCUUUACCUGCUGCCUCUGUAUCUCUCAGCAACCGGCUUCACACUCUUUGGGCGUCUGCAUCUGGUCAGGCCAGUGCCUUUCUUUGCCCCAUGCCAAAGCCCCCCCAAGGCCAGUUGUAACUGUGGGAGCUGACAAGAUGGUGCUCCCAUGCAUUUGAGAGGGGAACUUCAAGUACGUUUGUGUUGCCAGCCAUCAUUGCCAGGGAAUGUUGAGAAGCGCAGUACUUGGGCGAGCCAAGUCAUGCUCAAGCUCCUUAUUGAGGUUUUCUGUCUGGAAUCAUGGAAUUAUUGUUGUUGUUGAAUUGUUUCUCGUGUUUUUGCCAGCCGGUGGUGAGCGAACUCGUUAAGGGAACGUGUAAUUUGGCCACAAGUGUUUUUUGCAUUUGCACACCUUUGUCUGUAAGUCGUCUAUGAUUGUGAAACCGAAGAGGUGAUGGUUGUGGGGGCACUACAUGGCUGCCUAUGAGAUUGGGUGUGCAGCAGACCUCAGUGCCAGGAAGUGUAUGAAAGGAACCCGUUAGAAUUGGUAGAAUACAGAGAAGAUUAGCAUGGCCCCUGCACAAGGAUGACGCACAUAAAUCAAGCAGUGGUCCAUAUAAAAGAAAGCCAGCUCGCUGAAACUCUUUGAAGUCCAUCAGCAGGGUCCACAUGGUUCUGCUGGUCUUGGCUCGGUUCAUGCACUUUGUUGCUCCUGCCAGUGCUUCGUUCAACCUAUGAUGCUGACCAGUAGGAAGCUGAGCGAAGUGGUUGUGACCGUGAAGGGGAGUAGCGGACCUAUCAGUCUGGUGAAAGGUGUGGGUAGUGUGGUGCGAAAUGUGGCCAGUCAGGCGGAAGGCAUGUUGAGAUUGGGCACUUUGAGAUGGGGCACUGCUUCACUUCUAUGAGUAGCUUAUGACACGUCCGACAUGUCAGAUGGUGGAAGGUGUGGUGUGAGAUGGGCAGGCAGGCGAGGGCAUGCUGCAAAUCUCCAUCUGCACUUUGUAUUUGGUGGCACACGUACCUCCCAGGGGUUAAAUGCUGGUCAGCGGGCCAUGCUUUUCACGUUGAUGCUGCUGGGGCUGGUUAGGUCUGUCACACUUAGGAAAGGAGGGGAAUGAGAUGCGGUAUUGGCUGACUGUUGGCAUUGUCUUCGGUGUGCUAGAUCUGAAUCUCUUGCCUGUUAUGGUGGCAGUAUCGACAACUCCCUCUGAGGCUAAGGCACACUGAAGGUGGGCCAGGCCAUCUUCAUGAACCUUCUUCGUACAAUUUGUAUAUGUACUCUUGCACAGAAGGAUGUAAAUGUGUAUAUACCAGAUAACACUGAUAUGCGGUUGAUGUUGUCCGCUGCAGAAAUGAGAUCCUUGUGUAGAUGAUACUGGAAGUGGCAGGUGUGGGCAUGACAACAACUAACAACGGGCCCCUGCACAAGGAUGACGCGCAUAAAUCAAGCACAAAGGCCCCA
Messenger RNA from Chara braunii, 4759 nucleotides. NCBI's taxonomy places the organism in Eukaryota, Viridiplantae, Streptophyta, Charophyceae, Charales, Characeae. The record is from the annotation of a GenBank genome assembly.